Messenger RNA from Lethenteron reissneri (Far Eastern brook lamprey), 1395 nucleotides. It is a transcript of the gene KCTD9, whose product is annotated as potassium channel tetramerization domain containing 9. Lineage: Eukaryota; Metazoa; Chordata; Hyperoartia; Petromyzontiformes; Petromyzontidae. Gene Ontology annotation, molecular function: protein binding. Gene Ontology annotation, biological process: protein homooligomerization. The record is from RefSeq and is a predicted model, not a curated record.
GAUUCCGGAAGUGUCUGCUGGGCGGAGAAGGGCAUGGCCAAGGGUCCGUCUUGGGACACGAGUCUCGCUGCCGCUGUCCCAAUGCCGCCCCGUGCUGCCCUCUGACGGCGCAGAAUCCGGGUUGGGAGGAAGAUGAGGCGGGUGACCGUCUUCCCCAAUGGCUGCAGGAGGAAUGGAAAGGUGGUGGCUGUCUAUGGCUCGCUGUCCGAUCUGCUGUCCCUCGCCGGUACAAAGCUGGGAUUUAAGGCCUUGGCAAUCUACAAUGCCACUGGCGGGCUGAUUGAUGACGUCUGCCUGAUCAGGGAAGACGAUGUGCUGUUUGUUUCUGCAGGCGAAUCGUUUGUAGAUCCACAGUUUGCCUCCAUCUCGGAGGAACCCGGCCAGAACUCCUUCGCCGAUUGGUUGACUCUCAAUGUUGGAGGUCGUCACUUCACUACGACCAGAGGUACGCUGGUGAACAAAGACCCGAACUGCAUGCUCGCAAAGAUGUUUGACAGACGAGAGGGCUGGAGCAACACGCGGGAUCCCGAGGGAGCGUACCUCAUCGACAGGAGCCCCGAGUACUUUGAGCCGGUCAUCAACUUCCUCCGCCACGGCACGGUCAUCGUGAACGACGGGCUCAACCUGCAGGGGGUCCUGGAGGAGGCGAAGUUUUUCGGGAUCUCCCCGCUCAUCGAGCAAAUGGAGCAGCUGAUGAAGAACAAGCAACCUGCCGAAGACCACACGCCAAUCUCCCGGAAAGAGUUCAUCCGCUUCCUCCUGGCCACGCCCACCAGCUGUGAACUGCGCUGCCAGGGCCUCAACUUCAGCGGCGCCGACCUCUCCCGCCUGGAUCUCCGCUACAUCAACUUCAAAAUGGCCGCGCUCAGCAGGUGCAACCUCUCGCAGGCGAACCUGUCCAGCGCGAACCUGGAGCGAGCCGACCUCUCCGGAGCCGUGCUGGACGGAGCCAACCUACAGGGAGUGAAGAUGCUCUGCGCCAACAUGGAGGGCGCGUCGCUCAGAGGGUGCAACUUUGAGGAGCCCACAGGACUGAAGGCAAACUUGGAAGGAGCGAACCUGAAGGGCGUGGACAUGGAGGGCAGCCAGAUGACGGGUGUGAACCUGCGCGUGGCCACGCUCAAGAACGCCAAGCUCAAGAAUUGCAACCUGCGCGGGGCCACGCUCGCGGGCACCGAUCUCGAGAACUGCGACCUGUCGGGCUGCGACCUGCAGGAAGCGAACCUCCGCGGCUCCAACGUGAAGGGCGCCAUCUUCGAGGAGAUGCUCACGCCGCUGCACAUGUCGCAGAGUGUCAGGUGACCGCCUCGCGUCCGAGCGGGGCGCGCUUAGCCACGCCGGGCCGGCGAGCUCAGGCCUGCCGCCCAAAGGGGACGGGGUUGGGUGGGGGGGGGC